GAAACCUAAUCGGAAAAACCAUAACAAUCCUCCCCUAUGUAUAUAGUAUUUAACUUGGCAAUACUAAUUACCAGUUACGUCUCCGUUUCCAAGAAUGUUUUUCUUUAACUUGCUUUAGUUCUUUACGACAACAGAAAUUGAAUUGGAAUUGUAUUCUAAAAUUUUCACAGUUGCAAACUACAAAUACGAGUAGUUAGAAGGGUAAAUAAGCAGGAGUAGGACAUUGCAAUUGGUCAGUUGGAGAAAGCAGCAACGCCGCCGCGUUGAGCGUCCUCCGCCCUUGCGGUAGUGCCAACUGCCAAGGAGAUUCUCAUAUUCAGGGUACGUACGUAUGAGUUAUCUUUUACAUUAGGAUUAGGACGAGAAAAAGCCUGAAAAAGAUUAUGAAGGGUGUUUUGUUCUUUAAGUCGAAACCUAAGGCUACCCCUGCUGACCUAGUUCGACAGACUCGUGAUCUCCUCAGCCAUGUCAAUUCUGCGCCAAACACUUUCCAAAGCCAAAGCCAAAGCAAACGCCAAGUAAAUAUGAUAAAUACCAUCGGCAAGCUAUUGGAAGAUUUGAAGUUAAUUCUUUAUGGAGAUAGUGAUACUCAACCCGUAGCAUCAGCUUGUGCGCAAUUGACCGAGGAGUUCUUCAGGGAAGAUACCUUAUGCCUUCUAAUUAUUUGUCUUCCAAAGUUGAAACUCGAGACCCGCAAGGAUGCUACGCUACUGGUUUCAAAUUUGCUUAGGCAAAAGGUCCGUUCGAGGUUUAUUGCUUGUGAUUAUUUGGAACAAAAUCUCGAGUUAAUCGAUGUUUUGGUCGGUGGUUAUGAGAAUAAUGGCAUGGAGAUCACGGCUUUACACUAUGGUUCUAUGCUAAGGGAUUGCAUACGCCAUCAAGAUCUUGCAAGGCAUGUCUUGGAAUCGAAGCUAAUGAUGAAGAAAUUUUUCGAUUACGUGCAAGUUGCACGUUAUGAAGUUGCUGCUGACGCUACCGAAACUUUUAAGCAAUUGUUAACGAGGCAUAAAUCAACUGUGGCCGAGUUCCUAUCCAAAAAUUAUGAUUGGUUUUUCGUGGAAUACAACUCUAAGUUGCUUCAAUCUCCGAAUUACCUUACCAGAAGGGAAGCCGUGAAGUUGCUGGGAGAGAUGCUGAUGCAUCGCUCAAAUUCAGAUGUCAUGUUGCAAUAUGUUAGUUCGAGGGACAAUUUGAGGAUUUUUAUGAAUCUUCUCAGGGACUCCAGCAAGAUCAUUCAAGUUGAUGCGCUUCGAAUUUUCAAGUUGUUUGCUGCUAAUGAAAAUAAGACCCCAGAGAUUGUUGGGAUUCUCGUGGCAAACAGAAAUAAGCUUCUACAGCUCCUCUUUGCAGAAUUGAAGAUUGACAAUAAUGGGGAUCCACAAUUGCAGGCUGACAAAGCCCAAGUCGUUAAAGAUAUUUUUGCACUGGACGUCAAGGUUAAGGCGUGAAUAGUAUUGGUGUUGUUUGUUGUUAUUUUCUUCCCCAUUGAAAUUUUGCAGGUUUAGCUUUU
Messenger RNA from Coffea arabica (coffee), 1510 nucleotides. Its product is annotated as putative MO25-like protein At5g47540. Gene Ontology annotation, molecular function: protein serine/threonine kinase activator activity. Gene Ontology annotation, biological process: intracellular signal transduction. Lineage: Eukaryota; Viridiplantae; Streptophyta; Magnoliopsida; Gentianales; Rubiaceae. The record is from RefSeq and is a predicted model, not a curated record.